AUGUCUGUCAUUGUCGACCAGUACAACGAGGAAUGGCCCAAGCAGUUCGAAAAAAUAAAAGCAGAGUUGGAGAAUCAUCUGCGAGACGUCGACUACCUCUCAAUCGAGCACGUGGGUAGCACAUCAGUCCCGGGAUUGGCUGCCAAACCCAUUAUCGAUAUUGACGUGAUUGUCUCUCGCGAUAACUUGCAGUCUGCCAUUGAUGCUCUGACGACAAACGGCAAGUUUGACCACCUAGGAGAACUCGGAGUCGUCGACCGCCAUGCCUUCAAAGACCCAAACCAGGCCAUCCCCCACAACAUCUACGUAUGCGUAGACGGCGCAGUCCAAACCCGCAAUCACCUCAACCUGCGAAACACGCUCCGCACAAACAGCGAGCUGCGAGACGAAUACGCCCGCGUCAAACUCGAACUCGCCGCCACCUCCACCAACAUCGUCGACUACGUCUAUGCCAAAAGCACAGUAAUCCAAAAAAUCCUCUCAGCCUCGCAAUCCUUCACAAAAGACGAACUCGCCUCCAUCGCCCGCCAAAACCUCAAAGGCGAACGCUUCGGCGCAAUCAAAACCGAGCGCUUGCUCCUCCGCGAAUUCGUAACCCAAGACAUACCGGGCUACUACGCGCUCGAGUCCUCCGAGGCAAACGCUCGCUACCAAUCCUGGCCGCCGCGAACCCCCCAGCAAGCCCGUGAGCUGGUCCUGCAAAACAUCCGAAACCACAACGACGUACCGCGCACAAUCUACGAGCUCGCGGUCGAAACCCUCGACACGGGCACCUUCAUCGGCCGCGUCGGCGCAAAAACCUCGCAAGCAAAUUCCGACAAGCUCCCCGGCGAAUCCAGCAUCAAACCCGUUACCCACGCUGACUUGUGGUUUUCCUUUUUACCGGAAUAUCAAGGAAGGGGCUACGCGACGGAGGCUAUGACGGCGUUUAUAGGUGCGAUUAAGGAGAGGAUUCAGGAUGUGGGGAAGGUGGAAAUGGAGAUUGAAUGUGAUCCGAGGAAUGAGGCUAGUUGGAAAUUAGCGGAGAGGUUGGGGUUUGAGAGGCAUAGUUUGACGAAGGAGAAGGAGAUGCUGAAGGGGGAGUGGGUGGAUAGUUUGGUUAUGAGGAAGGUUGUUGGGGAUGCGCCCAUAGGACGUAAACACGUGAGGCGAAGCAGCAAAGUCAGUUCGUCGAUGCGCUUGGAUCCCGCAGAGCUAUACGAGACGUGUCAUUGA
Messenger RNA from Bipolaris victoriae FI3, 1215 nucleotides. RefSeq lists its product as hypothetical. Bases 1 to 1215 code for a protein of 404 amino acids. NCBI's taxonomy places the organism in Eukaryota, Fungi, Ascomycota, Dothideomycetes, Pleosporales, Pleosporaceae. The record is from RefSeq and is a predicted model, not a curated record. The transcript is spliced from 2 exons. Gene Ontology annotation, molecular function: acyltransferase activity, transferring groups other than amino-acyl groups.